AUGGCCGACAGCAUACUAUCCCUAUUCGAGCUGUUUGCGAUGUCGAACGACCUUACUCCUGAGAGCGGCGAGUACAAUGUUGCGCAGGCAGGCUUCCUCACGAAUGCUACGCAUGACGCAUAUACGGCUUUCGAGGACUCCUUUGGCAGCGAUGACAACGAUCUAGACGCCUGGCGCAACAUAUGUAGGACAGGUGGGAUUCGGAACGCGGAGAGCCUUCCCAGCAUCACAGCUUGUAAGAAGGCCAUCAGACAAUCGAACAUCAACAUAUAUGACUUAGAAGACGCAAUGAAAUCGAAUACGACUUGCAGUGGAUAUGCUACGCGGGCACAGUUGAGGCAGAGCAUUCGCAAGGGAAAAAGGUAUCCAAAGAAACGGGCGAAGGAGAAUCGAUUGCUCAAGGCCUUUCUCCUAGUUUCUGGAGAGGAUUAUUAG
Schizophyllum commune H4-8 is the source of this 435-nucleotide messenger RNA. RefSeq lists its product as uncharacterized. Bases 1 to 435 code for a protein of 144 amino acids. Lineage: Eukaryota; Fungi; Basidiomycota; Agaricomycetes; Agaricales; Schizophyllaceae. The record is from RefSeq and is a predicted model, not a curated record. The transcript is spliced from 2 exons.